AUGUCGACGAUUACAUCUAAACAAGUGGAGACUAAACCACGAAUCACCCUACCCAACGAAGUAAUACUGCAAAUACUGGACAGCACUAUACUCGGAGAAGACCUUGUGAACACUGUGCGGGCACUGGCUGGACACAUGGACAUGGAGGGCAAGUUGGGUUUGAUUGCGUAUAGACAGGAUCCUGGCAGAAUUUUUGCGGGACUGGGUGUGGACACCGAUGAGAUGUUAUAUGCUAUGCGGAAAUAA
Molecule: messenger RNA, 246 nt
Organism: Botrytis porri
Lineage: Eukaryota; Fungi; Ascomycota; Leotiomycetes; Helotiales; Sclerotiniaceae
Exons: 1
Coding region: 1-246 (81 amino acids)
Source: RefSeq, a predicted model, not a curated record